AUGCACCAUCCUCAUCGAACCAAACGAAACAGUAUCCUCACCACCCUCAUCCUCCUCCAUUCCUCCGCCUUGGUCGCCUCCUUCGAAUCUCCCCCCACUAUUCCAACCGAGCAACUCACCUGUAAACCAACUGGAUUGAUUCAGGACACCAGCUGCGACUUCGAAACAAUUGACGAGGUGAACCGGAAGAUUCACUCUGAAAUAUCUGCUGCAGUUCAACUACCCAUCUUUCGCUAUCACAAGAUCGAUCUCUACCGAGAAUGCCCGUUUUGGUCGGAGGAUGGAUUGUGUGGAAAUCGAGCUUGUGCCGUUGAUGAACUAGAUCAAAAGGACAUCCCGGCUUAUUGGAGAAACAGCGAGUUGAGCGAUCUUAAAACAGCACCUCUGAAGGACAUCCCCAUCGACAUGAAGGAUAAGUGUGUCGUCAAAGAACAGGAUUAUUGCGUACUGGAUGGAGAUAAUGGCAUGCCUUCAAAUGGAGUCUAUGUUGACUUGUUGGCCAAUCCGGAACGUUUCACGGGCUAUUCUGGAAAAUCAGCCCAACGAAUCUGGCGUGCAAUCUAUCAAGACAACUGUUUCGACGUACCCCAACGACCUGUCUUCAGUCCAUUUUCUACUCCCCCUCCCUCUAGCCGUGCUGGGCUCGAACCCCAGCCGGACUUAAUCGAAUCUGGCAAUACGGAUAACGGGACUUGCUUGGAGAAGCGAGCGUAUUACAAGCUAUUAUCAGGCCUUCACACUUCGAUUUCAAUGCACAUAUGCGACGAAUAUCUGGACCCAAGUACCGGCCAGUGGGUACCCAACCUGCAAUGCUACUUGAAUCGAAUCGGCUUAUAUCCAGAUCGACUCGAGAAUCUCUAUUUUACCUACACCUUGAUGCUACGCGCUCUUUCUCGCUCAGCAUCAUAUCUGAGCUCUCCCAGGGUAGAACUAUGUACAGGAGAUGCUAAAGCCGAUAGUCUCACUCGAAAGAGCCUAAACCGAUUAAUUGCAAUCGCACAUUCCUAUCCCGUCACAUUUGAUGAAACCCGCAUGUUCAAAAGUGACUCCCACGGCCACAACACCCUCAAGGACGAAUUCAAAGAGCAUUUCCGAAAUGUCAGUCGGAUCAUGGAUUGCGUCGGAUGUGACAAGUGUCGAUUGUGGGGCAAAUUGCAAAUCAUGGGCUUGGCAACUGGACUGAAACUGCUGUUCGAAUACGAGGAAGGCUCCCAGGAUCAUUCCAAUUUCCAUCUUACUCGACCCGAAUUAAUCGGGUUCAUCAACACUUUGAAUCGGCUGUCCGAAUCGCUAGCAGCUGUCGACAAAUUCACCAAGUUGUGGGAACAGCGAUUCGCUGAAGGAACGCUGCCAAACCAAAUCAGGGACGAAAAAUUAGACGGUAUAGCGUCAGGAAAGGCGGCCCAGGCCCUCUCAUUAACCCCCGGAUUGAGUCCCCGAGACCACUCUCCUUUCGUGGGCAUGGGGGCCAAAGCGAAGGACAAAGCCAAAAAGCCAACAGUACACGCAGAUUUGAAACCCAAAGACCAACCAUCGAGACCAUCCACCCCAGCACCCCCUACAUCGACCAAUUCCCAGAUCAUAAUGAGUUUACCGAGCGCGAAACCCAAGCUAACGUAUUCCUCCAAUGCUCAUGGUCCAUAUAAUAACCGGUCCGAUCCUACGAUCCAAUCGAACAUUCGGUCUCAUGUUAUCGACCUCGGCCUACUCGUCAAACCUGCCAGUAAAAUGUUCAAGAUGUUUAGCGAGAAAUGCAAACAUUCGUUUGCCAUGUGUUCGCAUUGGGUCGAGAGUCUGUUGGGCCAAAUGAAGACACUAAUCUUUCUGUCUCGCUCUCAUAAUCGAAAUCCUCACUUUCAAGAUGAAGAUAUUCAUCAGCCUCCCUCUCGAACUGAGAAAAAAGAAUUAUAA
Molecule: messenger RNA, 1911 nt
Organism: Puccinia triticina
Lineage: Eukaryota; Fungi; Basidiomycota; Pucciniomycetes; Pucciniales; Pucciniaceae
Exons: 7
Coding region: 1-1911 (636 amino acids)
Biological process (GO): protein folding in endoplasmic reticulum
Cellular component (GO): endoplasmic reticulum membrane; endoplasmic reticulum
Molecular function (GO): protein-disulfide reductase activity; thiol oxidase activity; FAD binding
Source: RefSeq, a predicted model, not a curated record